Naegleria gruberi is the source of this 1839-nucleotide messenger RNA. RefSeq lists its product as uncharacterized. Gene Ontology annotation, cellular component: perinuclear region of cytoplasm; nucleus; cytosol. Lineage: Eukaryota; Heterolobosea; Eutetramitea; Acrasida; Naegleriidae. Gene Ontology annotation, molecular function: small GTPase binding; GTPase activator activity. Gene Ontology annotation, biological process: activation of GTPase activity; nucleocytoplasmic transport. The transcript has a single exon. Bases 1 to 1839 code for a protein of 612 amino acids. The record is from RefSeq and is a predicted model, not a curated record.
AUGGAAAGAGAAGUUUUUCAAGAUGAUGUUAUUUAUGAAAUUUUAUCGUUCUAUGGUGACGAUUUUAAAUUUCUUGUCAUGAAUUGUGCAUUAGUUUCUAAACAAUGGUACAAUGUCAUUCUAUCAACAUGUCAUAAUAUGACUGUUAAAUGUCAUUCCAAUGAUGUAAAUGGUCAAUUUUUACAAAAUAUUGCAAAUCUUGAGAUUAAAGUACUAUCAAAUAUUUACAAAAAAUUAAUAUUGAUGAAAUCAGUAACUAAUCUUUGUAUUCCUUACGUUGUUGGAGUUAAAAUUGAUUCCGAAUCAGUUACAUAUAUUGGUCAAUUGAAACAAUUGACUAGUCUUGAAAUUCAAGGAAUGGAUAUUGAUGAUGAACAUGUUGAAAGCAUGGCUGAAUUGAAACAAUUAACAAGUCUUUACAUUUCUGGUAAUUAUAUUGGUUCCGAAGGAGUUAAAAUUAUCAGUGAAUCAUUUAACAAAUUAACAAAGCUUAAUAUUUCUGCUAAUUAUAUUGACAAUGUAGGCGCUAAAUAUAUCAGUCAAUUGAAACAAUUAACAAGUCUUGAAAUUGCCUGCAAUGAUAGUAUUGGUGAUGCAGGAAUAAUAUAUUUGAGUGGAUUGGAACAUUUAACAAAUCUUGAUAUUUCUCGUAUUAAGAUAGGUAGUGGAGGAGCUCAAUAUAUUGGUAAAUUUGAGCAGUUGACAUGCCUUAAUAUUAAUACAUGUAGUAUUGACGAUAAAGUACUUCAAUCAAUAAGUCAAUUGAAAAAAUUGAUAGUUCUUCACAUUAGUGAAAAUGAAAUUAGUAUUGAGGGAGCUAAAUAUAUUAGCAAAUUGAACCAAUUGACAAGUCUUUAUAUCUCUGAAAGUGGUAUUAGAUCUGAACAAGCUAGAUAUAUCAGUGAAUUGAAACAAUUAACAUAUCUUGAUGUUACUAAAAACUAUGUUCGUGAAGAAGGUGCUAAAUAUAUUAGAAAUAUGAAAAAAUUAACUACUCUACUUGUUUCUGAGAAUUACGUUUGUGAACAAGGAGCUGAGUAUAUAAGCGAAAUGACACAAUUAACCAAACUUGACAUUUCUGUAAACAAUAUUAAUAAGAAAGGAGUUUUUCACAUUUGUAAAUUGAAACAAUUGACAGAACUUUCUAUUCUUGAAAGUCAUUUUGAUGGUGAAGGACUUGAAUACAUUAGCGAAUUGAAAAAUUUAACAAUUCUUAAUUUUCCUUACAGUGAAAUGAGAGGUGUAGGUGUGAAAUACAUCAGUCAAUUGAAUCAAUUGACCUGUCUCAAUAUCCCCUAUAAUCGUAUUAGUGAUGAAGGAGCUAAAUACAUUAGUGAAUUGAAACAAUUGAAGGAGCUUUCUAUUUCCGAUAAUUCUAUUAGCAGUGAAGGAGCAAAUUACCUUACUGACUUGAAAAAUUUAACUAAACUUGUGAUUACAGGAAAUAAUUUAGGUAAUGAUGGAGCUAUGCAUAUAAGUGAACUGAAAAAACUGACUAUUCUAGAUAUUUCCCAUAAUUCUAUUAGUAGUGAAGGAGCUAAACACCUUUCAGACUUGAAAAAUUUAACUGAACUUGUGAUUAAAGGAAAUAAUUUAGGUAAUGAUGGAGCUAUGUCAAUAAGUGAACUGAAACAAUUGACCCAUCUAGAUGUUUGCGAUAAUAAUAUUAGUGAUGAAGGAUUCAAGGCAAUCAGUAAAAUGAACCAAUUGACCAGACUUUCUAUUUAUGAAAAUAGUAUUUCUGGUGAAGGAGUUGAAUUCAUACGUAAAAUGACUCAAUCAACAUUUAUUGAUAUACAAUGUUGGAGCAACCAAUCCUGUCAAGAUGGUACGUUUUGA